AUGGGGUUAUGGUUGGGAGGUGUAAAUCGUUGCGUGGGGUUCAUUAUAGGCCAACAAAUUUUGACGUUUAAUAUUAACCGAAAGAUUACGACGAAAGAAAUUAUCCCGUACAAGGUUGGUUGGAAUGAGUUGGCAGUUUCCCAUCUCUUAUAUGCCGAUGAUAUCUUAAUUUUUACUAAUGGAGAACGUCGUUCUAUUGAGAGGCUAAUGGAUAUUUUUCAUGUAUAUGAGCAAUCGUCGAGGCAGCUCGUUAAUGUAUCUAAAAGUCAUCUCUAUGUUGGUAAAUGGGCUGAGCUGGAACAUCUCUCUAUUGAACAAGCUACUAAGAUUUGGGGAAAGAAUUUUCCUCUUACAUAUCUUGGGGCCCCCAGUUUUACUGGGCAAAGUAAGGCGGAAUACUUCGAACACCUUGUUCAGCAAAUUAGAGGCAAAAUUCAGGGAUGGAAAGGCAAUUUUUUGUCCUUUGCGGGAGAAGUCACGUUGCUAAAGUCAGUGGUUUCAAGCAUUCCCAUUUAUUCAUUGGCUUGUUCUAAAGUUCCUGUUGGAGUUAUCAAUCAGAUUGAGCAACUUAUGGCGUUUUUCUUGUGGAGCUCGAGUGGGGAUUCGAGAACUCAUUGGGUUAAAUGGCAGACAAUUUGUACGCUUGUUGAAGAAGGGGGUUUGGUUAUCCGCUCUCUUAAAGAGGUAAUGCGAUGUCUUCAUGGUAAACUUAUGUGGCAAGCUCUUCAAGGUGAUUCGCUUUGGGCAAAGUACGCAAAAGCAAAAUACUUGGAUAAACAAUUGACCUCACGCGAAGAUCCGCCUCUCCUUUAUGGAUUUCGAUUAAUCAGCAUGCAGAGAUGA
Messenger RNA from Erythranthe guttata (spotted monkey flower), 843 nucleotides. The record is from RefSeq and is a predicted model, not a curated record. NCBI's taxonomy places the organism in Eukaryota, Viridiplantae, Streptophyta, Magnoliopsida, Lamiales, Phrymaceae.